This is a messenger RNA of Gongylonema pulchrum, 918 nucleotides long. The record is from the annotation of a GenBank genome assembly. Lineage: Eukaryota; Metazoa; Nematoda; Chromadorea; Rhabditida; Gongylonematidae.
AUGCAGCACGAGAAAGCGGCCGAAUUUGCGGUAACGCUGCAUGAAAUGCUCGAAAGCACAUUCAGCGUUUCGAAGGAAGCAAUCGAUCAGCACGAGAAAGCGGCCGAAUUUGCGGUAACGCUUCAUGAAAUGCUCGAGAGCACAUUCAGCGUUUCGAAGGAAGCAAUCGAUCAGGAAUUUGGCUGUAGCUGUCUGGUGCAGUUUCGAUCGCGUAUUCAUCGACAUCGUGUUUAUGCGCAGAAAUCGAAGAUGCAGCCACCGACAACAAUUGAGGGUGUACGAGAGAUACCAAAAGAGAUGCUCGAGUACAGCAGCGAGCCGGAUGAUCUGGAAGUUGAGGACGAGUUUGUGGAGUACGAUGAAGCGGCCUGUAAGGAGGCUGAUGAUGAUGCUGCUGCCAAAGAGCCCGGUGCCGAGCCAGCUGUUUGUGCAAAAAUUGGCGAAGCAGUCACCGAAGAUUCCGAGAACAUGAUCGCGUACUACGAGGAGGAGGAGGAUCAGGAAGUGGAUGGUGGCGACGAGGAAGGCCCAUGCGACAGUGCUGCAGGUGGAAAUUCCGGUAAAAAAGGCGAAUCUUCUGGAGGUGGCGGUACUCAGAAAAAUGCUAGCACCACGAAUAAUGCUGCUGAACUUAAGGCUGAACAAAUUGAUGGAAAAAAGCCUGCAAACGAAACGAAUGGUGGUAAAAAUGAAUGCGCGGAGAAGCAGUUACCAGCUUUGCCUUUUAUAGAUUUUCAUAAGGCACACCAUUAUCUCCUGUUACCAGUGGAUUGGAAUGGUGCACCGGAAUUCCAGUGGCGAAAUUUUCACAAGGCACACCAUUAUCUCCUGUUACCAGUGGAUUGGAAUGGUGCACCGGAAUUCCAGUGGCGAAGUGAGUCUUUUUUUUCAUUGAUUCUUUGUGCUAUAUUCGAAUAA